Athene cunicularia (burrowing owl) is the source of this 2076-nucleotide messenger RNA. RefSeq names its product kelch like family member 30 (gene KLHL30). Lineage: Eukaryota; Metazoa; Chordata; Aves; Strigiformes; Strigidae. Bases 183 to 1955 code for a protein of 590 amino acids. Gene Ontology annotation, molecular function: protein binding. The record is from RefSeq and is a predicted model, not a curated record. The transcript is spliced from 7 exons.
GGGGGGGUGGGGCUCCAGGGAGCGCUUCUGCCCCUGCUGGUGCCUGUAAAUUGGGUGCUGGGACGGUUGUGCCGAGGCGGGGGGGGGAGGGAGAUGUCAUCGCUUUUUCCUGACAGGGACACCCUCACCACGCUCCACUCGGGCUCUGCCUACCGGCAAGGCCCCGCGGCCAUCCCAGCGCCAUGGUGAGGAACAUGGACGACUUCGACUUCUGCCUGCCUUCACAUGCCCAGGGUGUGCUGGAAGGGCUGCAGCGGCUGCGUGCCAACCCCAAACUGGCAGAUGUGACGCUGGUGGCAGGAGGGCGGGAGUUCCCCUGCCACCGCGGCGUCCUGGCCCUCUGCAGCCACUACUUCCACGCCAUGUUCUCCGGCGACUUUGCUGAGAGCACUGCAGCACGGGUGGAGCUGAAGGAGGUGGACCCCAGUGCGCUGGAGAUGCUGCUUGACUUUGCCUACACAGGGAAGGUUACCAUCAACCAGGGCAACGUGGAGGAGCUGAUGCGGACUGCCAGCCAGCUCCACUUCCCCACUAUCCAGAAGGUCUGCAGCCGCUACCUCCGGCAGCAGAUGGAUGCCACCAACUGUCUAGGUAUCUGUGAGUUUGGUGAGAGCCACGGCUGCCCUGAGGUCUCCUCCAAGGCCUGGUCUUUCUUGCAGGAGAACUUUGAAGCCAUCUCUCAGCAGGAGGAGUUCCUCCAGCUCUCCAAGGAGAGGUUGGCUACCUACCUCUCCAACGACCAGCUGCAGGUGCAGGAGGAGCAGAGCCUGGCUGAGGCCGUGCUGCGCUGGGUACGCCAUGACCCUGGGUCCCGAGCCCAGUUCUUGCCUGAGCUGCUGGAGCUGGCCCACCUUGUCUCACUGCCCGACCAGUACCUUCAGAACCUGCUUGCCACUGAGCCCCUUGUACGUGACUCAGAUGCCAGCAAGGCCCUUGUCACCCAAUCCUGCACAAUGGGGCAGAGCGAUGCCGGUGCCCAGAAGAACCCCCCAACCCCAGCGCAGAAGCUGGAGGAGGUGCUGGUGGUGGUUGGUGGCCGCGUGCUAGAGGAGAGUGAGGAUGAGGACAGGGGGCUGGAGAUGCCGGCCACCCACAGGAACUUUGCUUUCUACAACCCCAAAAGCAGGCAAUGGAUGGCUCUGCCUGACUUCCCCGAUUACAACAAAUGGGGCUUUUCCCUGGUGUCUCUGAACAAUGAUGUGUACGUCACAGGUGGCUCCCGGGGGUCCCAGAACAACACGUGGUCGACGACCCAGGCCUGGCGCUUCUGCCCCAGGGAUGGCACUUGGAAGCCCAUCACCCCCAUGCUGAGAGCCCGGACAAACCACACCAGCGCUGUCCUCAAUGGUGAGAUCUACGUCAUUGGGGGGACGACGGUGGAUGCGGUGGAAGUGGAGCGCUACGACCCCUACAACAAGAGCUGGUGUGCCAUCAGCCCAGCCCUCAAAUAUGUCAGCAAUUUUGCGGCCGCCAGCUGCUUGGGCAAGCUCUACCUGGUGGGCUCAUGUGCCAUCAAGUACAAUGCGCUCACCCUGCAGUGCUACAACCCUGUCCAAGAUCUGUGGUGUGUGAUCACAUCCCCCUUCAUCCCUAAGUACCUCUCGGCCCCACGCUGUGCCACCCUUCGUGGGCUCAUCUACCUCAUUGGGGACAACACCAAGAAGGUCCACAUGUACAACCCGGAGGCCAACAUCUGGCAGAAGGUGCAGCUCCUGCAUACGCUCCACGAGAAUGGUGGGAUGGUGCCGCUGGGCGAUCGGCUCUUCGUCACCGGUGGCCACUGGAAGGGCAUCAACGGGGACUAUCAAGUGGAGAUGGAGGUGUAUGACUGUGCCAAGGACCUCUGGACACGGGAGGGCUCCCUGCCCUGCCUCUGGCUCUUCCACAGCUCCUCCUCCAUUUUCAUGGACACCUCCAAGUGGACAGAGUCUUUCCAGGGUAACCAUGGGUGGUAGGAGAGCCCACGGUGUCGCCCGCCAUCCUGUGCAGCUGCUCUCCCCCUCUCACCUCUCUCCCCACUGCCAGUUCAGCUCUGUGGUGGGGGACAUGUAAAACCCCCUGCCAGGCUGGCUGGGG